AUGGCAAACAUCAGCAUCGGAGCCGAACAUCAAAGGAUUGAAUUUCCCACGACAGCCAACGGCCUCCCCACCGGAUUCCCACCGGUCCUGGCACGACGUGGCGUGCCUGAAUUUAUGUGGGAUCAAGACAUGUAUAUCAUCCGGCAUAUGGCGGACAAACUCUCCAAGGACCAAAGUAGGGAGAUAUUUCUUGUGUGUUUUACUUGUGGGCUGUCAAUCUGUUUCUACGGCGCUGCGGUGGAUAAGUUUAAUAGUCGGCUGCGUAUAUAUGUUAAUGGGAUGAAUGCACGGUAUGCGCCGUAUGGAGUUGUUUGGGAGAUGAGGGGGGUUGAGGAAGGGGGGGGUGGGGCUGUUGGUUCAAGAGCUGAAAAUAGAUACCUAGCUAGUAUCGGGCGAGUUAAUGCUAUACCUAAAGAGAGGAAGGGUGCACGAAAUACUGAGAAAACUUGGAUGGAUGGCGAUAGACACAUGGUCUGGAUGAAAGAUCAUAUGACCAGGCUAGAAAGUCCUCGUGAAGUUUUGGUUGGGGUUGUCGUUGGUUCCAAACAACAAGUCAACCCCGUUAACGGUCAUUUCGGUAGACAGAACCUAAUUUUGCAGCUUGCACAGCCAUCGGCUCCGACUUCCAUUGAGCUGUCAGUUGACCAGGCCGGUCUCUGA
This is a messenger RNA of Aspergillus niger, 660 nucleotides long. RefSeq lists its product as hypothetical. The transcript has 4 exons. The record is from RefSeq and is a predicted model, not a curated record. Lineage: Eukaryota; Fungi; Ascomycota; Eurotiomycetes; Eurotiales; Aspergillaceae. The coding region runs from base 1 to 660 and encodes 219 amino acids.